GCUGCGAAUGCGCGCGCGUGUCGUGUGUGGCCGAAAUCGCAGUGCGGGUGUGGGUAGACUGCACGGCCAGCCGAAGUCAUCCAUGGCCCCCAUGUCGGUGUCGGCCACCCUUGCGCCGCUGCCAAAGGCGACCGCCAGGAGUUCGGCACGACGCGCGCCGUCCGUGGCCGCCGUCGCCGCCGGCUCGACCGCGUUGCUGGCUGUGACGCCGGUCGCGCACGCCGCGGCGUUGUCCAAGGAGGACGUCGCCGGGUCGCUUACCAAGGUGGUGGACACGGUGGAUCAGGUCAUCGGCGUCGGCGGCAAGGUCGCCGAGCAGUCCGCGGGCGUGCUCAAGGCGCUGGGCGAGGCCGUCAAGCCGGUGCUCCCGGUUCUGAAGAGCGCCAGCGAGGAGGCCCUCAAGCUCGCCGCACCCGUGGUCUCUGGCGCCUCCAAGCAAGCCACGGAAGCUCUCCAAGGCGCCGGCGUCGACCCCGCCCCCGUUCUGUCCGCCGCUAAGACCGCAGCGGAGCAGAGCACGAAGGUCAUCGACGCCGCAAAGCCCGUCGCCUCAGCGGCCGUGGAGACCAUCACGUCGUUGGCCCCUGGGGACUACGUCGUGGCCGCCGGAGCGGCGUUUGUCGCGUACCUUCUCCUGCCGCCGGUUUGGUCCCUGGUCUCUUUCAGCCUCCGCGAUUACAGAGGUGACCUGACCCCUGCGCAAGCUCUCGACAUGGUCAGCACGCAAGAUUACGUCCUGAUCGACGUGCGAAGCAACAAGGACAAGGCCAAAGCCGGCGUGCCGCAGCUGCCCUCGAACGCGAAGAACAAGCUCAUCUCUGUGCCGCUGGAAGAGCUCCCGAGGCAGCUGAAGGGCAUGGUGCGCAACGCGAAGAAAGCCGAGGCGGAGAUCACCGCUCUGAAGAUCUCCUACCUCAAGAGGAUCGGCAAGGGCUCCAACGUCAUCAUCAUGGACUCGUACAACGACAACUCGAAGAUCGUGGCCAAGACGCUGAACAGCGUAGGGUUUAAGAACUGCUGGGCCAUGGCUGGCGGCUUCUCCGGCCGGAAAGGGUGGGCGCAGAGCCGCCUCGGGACGGAUUCUUACAACCUCUCCGUAGUCGAAGUCGUGACACCGUCGCGGGUGAUCCCUGCAGCUGCUGGCCGGAUUGGGACGACCUCGUCGGCGUCCCGGGCGCCUACUCGCAUGCUUCUUCCCGGCAGUGUGGACUGAUGAGAGGGGCUGAAAGCGCUGUAAAGUGUAGAUCCAAUGUUUGUUUCAUUUCGAGCUGCAACUUUUGUUCUGUGCAUUGUUCUGUUACAGUGUAGCACAGUCUUAGUG
Molecule: messenger RNA, 1321 nt
Organism: Phragmites australis (common reed)
Lineage: Eukaryota; Viridiplantae; Streptophyta; Magnoliopsida; Poales; Poaceae
Product: calcium sensing receptor, chloroplastic-like
Exons: 6
Coding region: 8-1213 (401 amino acids)
Biological process (GO): de-etiolation; regulation of stomatal closure; cellular response to calcium ion
Source: RefSeq, a predicted model, not a curated record